UAAGUUUGACAUACAGCCGAUUUGCGUUUUGCGUAUCAGAUUAGAGUUAGACGAUAGAGAAUGGUUGCAGGUUUAUAAAUUGCUAUGUAUUGCACAAUAAGCGGCUGUGUCUGUUCCUAAAGUACAGAAAUUUAACAAGAUUUUGAAUCAAUAACUUCAUCUCGUACAGAGCGACCGUUUCAAUAACCUAUUUCGUGGUGUAAAAAGUAUUAUACUUUUGAAUAAGUAUUUAUUACAUUAACGUUUAUUUAAAUAUCCGUAACAUAUUAUACGAUGGAUAUUUUACGCCAUUUUCAAAACAUUGCUUGGUGUAAGCCGGACUGGUGCUAUCCAAGUAUGAGUAAAGAAACGAAUGAAUUACUGAGACAGUGUGUUGACUUGCCACAAGUUGAAUUAAGUGAUGACAUUGAAGAGAUUAUCAAAAAGAGUAAAGCUUUCCCCAUUCCAUUUCCCAUAAACACAGUAAGGUUGGAAGAGUUAAAAGGACGCAAAUCACUAGAUAAGUUAAAAAGGAACAUUGUUUCAACAUACCCCUUAAUACAUGAGAGAGUACUGCUACUGAUGACUCAUUUCCUCAUUUAUAAAAGAGAGUUUGGGUCCAGUAUUGAAAAAACAUUCUACAAAGACAUGACUGUGCCUGAAUUAAUUGAAAGAAUAUUAAAGAAUAGAGCAAUAUCGUUCUUAGGCCCACAUGACAGAUACCAACUUAUUACUGGAGAAACUGGUUCAGAGGGAUGGGAGUCUGUAGGUACAUUACAACAAAAGCCUCCCCUACUACUGGAGAAUUGUUUGAGUUAUGAUGAGAUGAAGCUGUCUGCUAUGUUGUAUGUGAGCGGGUUCACUUACUGUAUCAAUGAUGGUAAGAGAAACAACUCGGGAGUCGUGGACGAGGACGGAGUGGAAGAGGAGGCGGUUAUCAUUGGGCUCAUUGGACCUCGUUUCCAACGUCGCUGCCGGAUGGACAACGAGGACAUUCUGAUAACGGAAGAGCAGAAUUGUAUUGAGAACGGUUAUGGCGAGGAAGUCACCCCAACCACUUGCCUCAAUGUAUUGAAGACUACGUACGUUAGAAAUAAUCAGUCGUCGAAACACAUGUGGAGACAGAUGUGGUCGGAGUUUUAUCAAGUCCACAGUUACACUUAUGAGGAACUUUCAUCCUAUAUAACAAUACAUGAUAAAGAUAAAAGGUACAUGGAGAGAUAUGUAAAGAAACCAAACAGUGAAGACAUAUUUGACAAUGAGGUGUAUUACAAACGGAUAUGCAUUUUAGCCGAAACCACUCUUAUGGAGGCCGAGUAUAGAGCGAGUGAAUGUGGAAAGAAUGCAUUCAUUAAUGUUAUUGGAUGCGGUUUGGGUGUAUGGAUGACAUCCCCCCAUCAACCGGAUGUGUAUAUACUUACAUUCUUAGAGAGGAUCCGGGCUUUCCUUAAGAAGGACCUAUUAAGCCACGUCACAGACGUUAACUUUUCCUAUAUACAAGCCAGUCCAAGUAUAGAUGCUCUCUUCACAAAUUCUGAGCAGAAUGAUUCGCCGGUUGAUAAGCGUAUAUUCUUUGAAAGUAAACGACAUCCAAAUGGUGGAAUAAACAUUCAGUUGGAGAACAGAGAGCCUUCCUCCAAGUUGUCAGGCGAACACGCGGGCAAGUUACUAGUGAUGACUUACCCCUGGGACGGAAACGCACACCCAGGAAACGAAUUCUGGUUGAAGAAGCUGGGAUCAUCAGGUGACCCAGCGGCCGCGUGUUCAACACAAGUGUCUGAACUACACAACGCUUACAUUAACCCGGCGGUCGCCGGUCACAACCUGAGGGUGGCCGGUCGCAGGGGAAUCAAACCACUCGCGGAAUACUGUCUCGCUCUAACAUCCGAAUAACUCGUGUGUUCGAGCGAGAGGACAGAUUUGUGGCUAGUGGAACUAACUCGCUCUUAUCCAAUUGUCGCUAGCAACAUAGAAUUAAGUCGACUAGUAAAAGCCAAAUAGUAUUUUGAGUUUCGAUUUUGUCACAAAAGCAAGCAUGGAAAUAAGAAGGUUAUAAUUUUUUUAUUUCCAUAGUAUUGACGUGACAAACAUGCUUUUUGUCGCUCCAAGACAUUAUGUAUUCUUGUUUUAUACUUUUUUUUACCGGUGUUGCCACUAGCGAAUGUACGAAUUUCUUAUUGAAUAUAAAAAAAAUGUAGAUUAAAUAAUAGAAAUGCAAUUUAGGUGCGUUCAUAUAAUCUAUAGCGUGUUAUUUUAUGUCAAUUCUUAAUAUAUAGUCCGGAAUUUAGGCUGUAGCCAAUAGGAAUAUGAGAAUCGCACAUAUAGUUAGUUAAUUAGUGGUAUUUUUUUUUGUAUACAAUUUUACAGAACAUUACCGCUAUACCUAAUACGUUUAACAUAAAUUUUGGCUAUCCCAUGACGAAUAAAUUAAAGUAUUAUCUAUAUUCUAAAUAUUUUAACAAAUACUUUUUUUGUUUUUUACGUUAAAAUAUAAAAAUAUAUAUUUCAACGGCACUAAUAAUCUGAGAUUUCUCGAGAUACCCUCUCGUUAUGCAAACGAUUUAUAAGUUGUCAAUUUACCUACAUGAUUUUAAUUUUUGUAUAUCAAGUAAUAUAUAAGUCACUGAAAUUUUAUAUUAUUGAACGAAUAAUAUAAAAUCAAAUGACAACAUUAUAUUUUAAAGCUUUCAUAAAUAAUCUGGUAUUUGUAACGGAUGAAAAUAUUGACGGUAGUUGCAAAACGGGCUGUUGCUGUUGUGGAAUAUAACAUCAGAUCUAUCAAUGUGGGUAAGUUAUAAGACUGUGAUUUGUAUUUAUAAUGACAAUUAUUAGGUAAUAUUUUAAAUUCUAUGAAAUGUAUGUAUGUUGACAUUAUUUUAUGCAUUUAUUUCUAUGAAGGCUAUAUACAUAUAUAUGUAACUUUUUGUUCUAUAUAAGCAUAAUAAAAUAAGCCUAAACUUGCUAUACUUUUAGAUAGUAUAUAUAAGUGUAAAUCAUAUAUGAAAUAUUUUGUAUAACUAUGUAUCGUUUAUUUAUAUUAUACGACGUAGUGUAGACAAAUAUAAUAUUAGACCGAA
Danaus plexippus (monarch butterfly) is the source of this 3056-nucleotide messenger RNA. RefSeq lists its product as uncharacterized. The coding region runs from base 274 to 1872 and encodes 532 amino acids. The record is from RefSeq and is a predicted model, not a curated record. Lineage: Eukaryota; Metazoa; Arthropoda; Insecta; Lepidoptera; Nymphalidae. The transcript is spliced from 11 exons.